AUGGCGUCGACGCCGACCUCCGUCGGACGACUGCGAAGAGGCCAUCGACGAUGCCGCGCUAACAGAAGGCGACUACAACUGCUUUAUCAGAUGGCUCCUAGUGUAUUCUUGUUCGAUCCUGCUGGACAAGAAGGCCUGAGUGGCGACAACUCAGGCGACGGAAUUGGUCUGCCAUCGUGGAAGUUUAGGAUCGACGCCGACUUGCUUGACGGUAGAGAGCUGUACAGGAAACAUUCAACGGUUUAUUUCCAAGCUAUAUCAGAGACUUUAAUUCAUGUCUUUUAUUUGCAUCGAAGAAAACUCAACCGAGGAUGA
Miscanthus lutarioriparius is the source of this 315-nucleotide messenger RNA. The record is from the annotation of a GenBank genome assembly. NCBI's taxonomy places the organism in Eukaryota, Viridiplantae, Streptophyta, Magnoliopsida, Poales, Poaceae.